AUCUUUUGCUGUCGAGAGAUGCUCGCAACGAAACAAAAUUUUAAUCGCCUGUUUUUGUCUUCUGUCAUUCUGACGUUUAGAUUUUAGGAACAAAUUUACGGCAACAAGAAGUUUUCAACUCCGGAAAACUUUUGUAAGAAAUUAAAAUAAUGUCAAGAAUAAUCCCUUUGUAAACCAUGAACACAUUGAAGCUGAUAAGAUGCAUUCCGAAAAGAUCUCUGCAAGGGCUAAGAUUGAUGUCUUCCUCUUCCAGUAAUAUUAUUCCUGUGUCGGAAGUCAAGAGAUUUACCGUAGACUGUCUGGAGGCUGCUGCAGUGCCCCAAGAUCACGCAGUUAUGCUGGCCGAUGUCCUCGUCGCUGCAGACUAUCGAGGCCAUUUCAGUCAUGGAAUGAAUAGACUUGAAAUGUAUGUGAAAGACGUGCAGUCUGGAAUUUGUGAUGGAGGCGCUGAGCCUGCAAUUAUAAAACAAACUGCAGCCACGGCACUUGUCGAUGGAAAAAAUGGUCUUGGACCAGUUGUCGGAAAUUUUUGUAUGCAGCUUGCAAUAAACAAAGCUUUGGAAACUGGAGUUGGCUGGAUUGCUGCAAAAGGCUCUAAUCAUUACGGAAUUGCAUCUUGGUACAGUCUGCAGGCAGUUGAGAAAGGAAUGAUAGGUUUGUCGUUCACAAAUACAUCUCCACUUAUGAGUCCCACAAGGGCCAAAACACCGGCACUCGGAACAAAUCCUUUAACUUUGGCAGCACCUGGCAAAAAUGGAGACUCUUUUGUCCUGGACAUGGCAACCACAGCAGUUGCUUUGGGAAAGCUUGAGGUCCAGCGGCGCAAAAAUGAGCCAUUGCCGCACGGCUGGGCCCAAGAUGAAACGGGCACUGAAACGACAAACGCUGCAAGGGCCGUCACCAAAGGCACUUUGCUGCCUCUCGGAGGGACUGAACUCACCUCUGGGUAUAAAGGUUACGGCCUAUCUUUUCUUGUGGAGCUCCUUUGUGGAGUUUUGGCUGGUGCAACUUAUGGUCCACACAUAAGGCGUUGGAUGACAACGGACAGGUCUGCGGAUUUGGGACAGUGCUUCAUAGCUGUCAACCCAGACGCUUUUGCACCGGGUUUUACUGAAAGACUGCAAGAUUUGAUGGACUACAUGAGAAACUUGGAGCCGAGUGACCCGUCGCUGCCCGUUCUUGUGGCCGGAGAUCCCGAAAGGAAGUGCAUGGCAAUGAAUGACAAGCAGGGCGGCAUCAAGUAUCACGAGAGCCAACUCAUCGCCUGUAAAGCGUUGGCAAACACGCUGAGUGUCAUUCCACUUCGACCUCUGUAAGAAGGCCAAGGAUGUGAUUGUUUUCAUCAAAACCAUUUGGCAACUAUAAGUAAUAAUUAAUUGUAAGAGACUUGGAAACCAGAUAGAAGUCAAUUUCUCUAAUAUUAGUUAAAUGUGAAAAAGUGGGCUCCCUUUUUCCCUUUAAAAGCAAUCAACAACUCCAAGGCACAUUGAGUGAGUGAAGUACAAAGGUGCUCAAUUUUUAGAUUUACCUUUAUUACAAACUUUAUCAAUAUUUUGACACUUUUACUGUGUUAAUGGAUAUCACAAUUAUUAUCAUAAUUUUCUAGGCAUGUUUAUUGUUAAAACUUUUUUCCGGUCGGUUAUGGCAAUAUUUUUCCAACAUAUUAUAUAAAUAAUUUUCUUAAAAAUGUACAUUUCCGAAUUUUGUUAUAUCAUUUUUUUGUUGACAAAUUUCUCAGUUAUAUUAUAUUCAAAUCGCGAUUAAAUUACACUUUGACUACCUCAAAAAAAAAGAA
Molecule: messenger RNA, 1795 nt
Organism: Neocloeon triangulifer
Lineage: Eukaryota; Metazoa; Arthropoda; Insecta; Ephemeroptera; Baetidae
Exons: 10
Coding region: 177-1316 (379 amino acids)
Molecular function (GO): oxidoreductase activity
Source: RefSeq, a predicted model, not a curated record